Molecule: messenger RNA, 585 nt
Organism: Pelobates cultripes (western spadefoot toad)
Lineage: Eukaryota; Metazoa; Chordata; Amphibia; Anura; Pelobatidae
Source: the annotation of a GenBank genome assembly
AUGGAUAUUGAAGAUAGAUCACGCCGCAAUAAUAUUCGUUUGAGAGGUGUGACAGAAGAGGUGAGUGGUCAGGAACUGGUAACUUACGUUACUGAGAUGCUUCAAGCAUUACUGCCAGAAAUACCGACUGAGAAGCUGUUAUUAGACCGAAUACAUAGAGUACCAAAACCACAACAAUUACCUGACUCUACUCCGAGAGACAUCAUUAUGAGGCUGCAUUUCUUUCAUAUUAAGGAACAGAUCCUCUGGGCCAACAGGAACAAUAAAGGAAUCCCAGAAAAAUUCAAGGAAGUUCUUAUGUUUAUGGACUUAUUGGCUGAAACUUUAAGACGGCAAAGAUUAUACAAAGGCACGGUAGACCAGCUUCGACAUAAUAGUAUUCCUUACCGCUGGGGGUAUCCUGCUAAAUUGAUCAUUAGAAAAGAAGGAGAAAUCACUACAAUAACUACCCCGGCAGAAGGGCUAGAGGUGUUACGGAAAUGGGAUAUCCCUUUAAGUGGAAUAGAUACUACUUCGUUAAGCAAGCAGCCUCAUGAAGACGGCCGGUCACUUAGAUCUAAGAAAGUCUUCCCGAAAGAAGACUAA